This is a messenger RNA of Biomphalaria glabrata, 1342 nucleotides long. RefSeq names its product S-formylglutathione hydrolase-like. Gene Ontology annotation, biological process: formaldehyde catabolic process. Gene Ontology annotation, cellular component: cytosol. The record is from RefSeq and is a predicted model, not a curated record. Gene Ontology annotation, molecular function: S-formylglutathione hydrolase activity. NCBI's taxonomy places the organism in Eukaryota, Metazoa, Mollusca, Gastropoda, Planorbidae. The transcript has 10 exons. The coding region runs from base 196 to 1059 and encodes 287 amino acids.
AAAGGUUAAUAUUUUAUUGUAUUAAACACAAGACUGUCCAGACCAAGAGUAACAAUCAUUAUCUGUGGUUGUGGUACUUUUUAGGCUUGUGGACUGUGUCGGUGUGUCUAUAAACCAUACGUUUGUCAUUAUAUAUAGAUCUAAGUCGUGCACACAGUUCUUUUUCGUAUAGAUGAUAUUCUUUCAGGUUUUGCCAUGACAUCAAGUACCAAGCUUACUCUUGUUUCCAGUAACAAGUGUUUUAAUGGUGAGCAGAGAGUCUACAGCCAUGAGAGUUCAGAGGUCGGAUGUACCAUGAAAUUUGGAAUCUUUCUUCCUGCCAGUGCUCUGGAUGGCACCAAGCUUCCUGUUCUGUACUGGCUAUCAGGUUUGACAUGCACAGAACAGAACUUUAUAACAAAAGCUGGAGCCCAGAGAGUGGCUGCUAAACAGAAUGUUAUCAUAGUGAACCCAGACACAAGCCCAAGAGGCUGUAACAUUGAAGGUGAAGAUGAUAGUUAUGACUUUGGCACAGGGGCAGGAUUCUAUGUAGAUGCAACUACUGAGAAGUGGAAGAAGAACUAUCGAAUGUAUUCAUAUGUUACCAUAGAACUUAUUGAUGUUAUUAAUGAAAACUUUCAAACUAUUCCAGACAGAAAAGGUAUUUUUGGACAUAGUAUGGGUGGACACGGUGCACUAAUCUGCGCCCUGAAGAACCCUGGCUUGUACCGAUCUGUCAGUGCCUUUGCUCCCAUUGCUCACCCAACCAAAUGUGCCUGGGGAAAGAAAUGCUUCACAGGUUACCUUGGACCUGAUGAUCACGUGUGGCGGGAGUAUGAUGCCACUGAGCUAGUCAAGUCUUACAAUGGUCCCCCUUUGGAUAUUUUAGUGGAUCAGGGUGCCUCUGAUGAUUUCCUGAAGGAGGGUCAGCUACUCCCAGAGAGGUUGAUGGAAUCCUGUGCUGAGAGCAAGAUGCCAUGUAUAAUGAGGAUGCAGGAGGGCUAUGACCACAGUUAUUAUUUCAUUUCCACAUUCAUAGAAGACCACAUCAACCACCACGCCAAGCACUUGCAUGGCUGAACUGUUCAAGGUGGUAGACUUGAUGUAUUUCAAAGUUAAUGUCACAAUUAAGUUGUUUUGUUUUUGUUGUUCAAUUACCUGGAGCCAUGAAGACACUUCUUGUUUUUGUUGUUCAAUGAACUGGAGCCAUAAAGACACUUCUUGUUUUUGUUGUUCAAUUAACUGGAGCCAUAAAGACACGUCUUGUAACAAGUUUUCUUUUGAUGUAUGAUUGUACUUUAAAUCAUUUUGCAGUUGCACUGUAGAUAUAUAUGACAAUAUAAUGUGUUAUCUAAAAAGAAAA